Molecule: messenger RNA, 423 nt
Organism: Theileria equi strain WA
Lineage: Eukaryota; Apicomplexa; Aconoidasida; Piroplasmida; Theileriidae
Exons: 3
Coding region: 1-423 (140 amino acids)
Source: RefSeq, a predicted model, not a curated record
AUGUAUUUUAGUUCGCUAUCUAAGUUAGCUUCGAUCUUCCAGAAUUCCUUCACCAACACAUCGAGACAUUUGAGGUCAAAGUUACACCAUUCGUCCAAUUUGAAGAUCUCUGGCCUUGACAACAAUAAGUGGACACGUUGUUUUAGCAUUAAAUCUCAAGAUGAGAGUGUUUGCCCCGUAGAAUUAUCGGAGUCAAUUGUCAGAAUAACUCCAUCUCUGGAAUCGGCAGAUGUAAGCAUUAUCAAAGUCCCACAGAUUGGAAAAAAUCUAAAGAAGUUCAAACUCCAUCAAUGGUUCAAGAAACCAGGGGAUUAUGUAAAGUCUGGUGAAAUUCUUUGCAUUAUAGAGACGGAAAAGAUUUUUGGAAAGGUCUACUCUCAACUUUCGGGUAUCGUAAUAGAAAACGUCUGCAAAGAGGUAUAG